UGUUGCCCGGUACCUAGGCGGUGAAACGGCAUGGAUGUCUGACGACACCGGUAGUUAAAGCCAGAAAAGGUGAAGCUAGUAGUUUACGGAGCGGGAUACACAGAUGGUAAAUAAAGGCGUUUUUUAAGCAGGGUCACAGCUGAAGAGUAGCUCCAAGGUUUUAUCGUGGCUGAGUUUGCGUAUAAUUGUAGUGAGAUUUGUGAUGGGUUUGAUGAUACGUUAAGCGAUCAGAGCUGUGAUGGCGAAGAGGAUAGCAGAUAAAGAGUUAACCGACAGGAAUUGGGAUCAAGAAGACGAAGGAGAAGAGCCUGGAACGUUCUCCCUUGCAAGCGAAGAUGUACUGAAGAACCGGCCAAUCAAGAAGGCAAAACGCAGGAACAUGGCGACUGAGGGUGAGGCUGGAGGUGCUUUCAAAAGCUUUAAAGGUUUUUCAUUGGCCUCAGUUGGGACAGGGGGAGGUGCAGCCUCAUUUGGAGGCUUGGGGAACGGAACCGGGUUCAAGACCCUGCCCAGUCUGACGAAUGGGAAUGGUGGUGCAGUUGCCCCGCCCGCCCUCUCUACACUUGGCUCCACCCCCACAGCAAAGACCACCACCGGCUCAUUGGCAUUCAACGGCCCCGCCUCUUCCCAACCCCCUGCCACUGACGUGAGCGGUAGGCAGCCCAAUGGCCCCGCCCCCGGUGCAGCUCAGAGUCCUCAGAACAGCCGGGAGUACAGCCGGCAGCUGACGGCGCUCAACUACUCUGUGCGCGACUGGAUCACCAAGCACGUCAACGACAACCCGCUGUGCGACCUCAACCCCAUCUUCCGCGACUACGAGCAGCACCUGGCCAGCAUCGAGCGGCAGUAUGGCGGGGGCUCAGAGGGCGAGGCAGCCAAGCAGGGGAGCUCCCAGCCCACCGGGGCCGUGGCUGCUGCCUCCGCUCCUGCAUCCUCCACCGGAGGCAGCAGUGGGAUAGCUUCCUUGCCAGGGGCAACUCUGCUCGCUCAGGAAAAAGAGAGCGUGGCCCCGCAGAUAGUUCCACCCGGCGUCACGUUUAACUUCGGCAAGAAGGUGGAUGCCUCGCUGUUGGGUACCCUGGGUACCAGCGGAGCGGCCAGCUUCUCCUUCUCCACCCAGAGCUCCUCCGCCUCCCUCUUCGGAGGCCAGGGGGCCGUAGUAACGGCGAGUAGCUUCUCCUUUGGCGGCGCUAAGGCGGAGGCGGCAAACAGUGCUGAACGGAAAGAUGAGAACGGGGGAGCCGACGAAGAGUCGGAGGAGCCCCCGAAGCCUGUGGUCACGGAGGUCAAGGAGGACGACGCGUUCUACUCCAAGAAGUGCAAACUGUUUUAUAAGAAAGAGAAUGAGUUUAAGGAGAAGGGAGUGGGGACGCUGCAUCUGAAGCAGGUCGCAGAUGGGAAGACUCAGCUCCUGGUGCGGGCUGACACCAACCUGGGAAACAUCCUCCUGAAUAUCAUGUUGCCCGCCUCCAUGCCCUGCUCACGCAUGGGCAAGAAUAACGUGAUGGUGGUGUGCGUGCCCAACCCCCCCGUGGAUGAGAAGAGUCCCACCAACCCUGUGCCGCUGCUCAUCCGGGUGAAAACGGGGGAGGACGCAGACGAACUGCACAGAGUGCUGCUGGAAAAGAGGGUGUGAGGCCCCGCCCCCCCAGCUGGGACUGAUCAAACGCCAAUGGGUUCCUUACAGGCCGUGUCCCUUUUAGCAGAUCACCUUCCCCCUUACCUCUGCCUCCCCUCCACGCCCUUCGGUCCCUCGUUGUCGAUUGUGCGAUAAUCUGGCCCUAGACCGUGUCGUGGUAACUCGAGGUUCACAUACUCUGUCCCCUGGUACAGUUUUUUAAUGAAAUUCGUUAAAUAGCAUGCCUGUAUAUAUUUAUAGAUUAAGUAGUCAGUUGUCAUACUGUGAAACGGGAUUAUUUUUUUUUGCCAUGCUUCUAGGCGUGAGACACCCUCGCUUUUGGCCAAACUGCUCAUGCAAAAAGGUUUCUUUUCGGAAACUUAGGGGAUAUUGUUUAUUGAAUUUUGAAGAUUUGUUUUAUUUUUUUUUUAAAGUGGAAAACGAGUCAAGGCUCCCUGGAGUCAGAAACAUUCCGUCAGUCGUGAACUUUUGCUGCUAUCCUGUAGUUCAGUGGAAGAUUGAGGUCAGUCAGCCAGCCGCUGCUAAGCUUCCAUCGACCUGGAGAUUUGAAACUGCGGUACUGAUUAAUUCGGACAAUGUUGUGGCAGAAAGGAACAAAACGUUUUGAUGAUGUGAGUCUGGGUAGGAGCAAGUCCGCUGUGAUUCUGUAUGUCAUGCUACUGGUUAAUGAGGAAAUUGAACCUUCAGGAAUUACUAAGUCUGCAGUUUUGCUUCUGUAAUUGGAGAUAAGUUAUUACUGGCUCUGCUGUUCUGGCACCCUGUUGCUCAUUUAGGCAUUUUCUUGCUUUGUAUUUUUUUGUAAAUUAAAGGAAAUGUGAUUUCACACGGUUUCACAAAGUCUUCGUUUUGAGUGUCAUGGGGUCAUUGGGCCCUCGGCUAAACAGAUCUAUAUAUAUAUUAUUAUUAUUUUUUUAAAACUUCAGCCACUUCUCUGUGAGUGAUGUGAUGGGGAAUAUUUAUUCAGGAGUGGUAGUUGCCUGUGCUGAGUGAACUGGAUUGAGACCUUUUCAUCUCCGACUGGCAGAUUUGAGUCCUUUUCAGUCCUCUCCCUACCACAUCUGACCCCCACUUCCCCAAAGAGGAUAGUAUUGUACAGACCCCCCACACUUUUUAAAUGUCAGUGUUGUGGAUGAAUCUGUGAGUCUGCAGCUGUUCAGUCCGUCUGUGCUUUCAUAUCGGCCACACUGCUGUUGCUGAGUGGCUGAUUUAAAUUUUUUUUUUUUUUUUAUCAUCACCAUCCAAGUGUCCUUCAUACCACUCCAGCAGAGGUGACUCCCGCCAGGCAAAGCGGCCUGAAACAUUUGUAUGAGUGACUGGUCAAUAAAUCACUGCACAAUCACUUUCACAGACUGGCCUGUUUUGUGUUCUCUGGCGGUUUAGGUGUCCGCUAAACGGUCAGUAAGAAAAAACGCGCCAUCGAAUUCUCCUGGCUCUCUGGUAAUCCGGGCUACUUGCUGGUGAUCCAGCCAUUCUGAAAAGCUUAAAUAUAUAUAUUUUUUUCUAAUAAAAAAGCAAAGCUGCAGAAAGUAAAUGGUUUUAAUUAGAAAGCAGGUAGCUAUCACCUGGCAACUUAACCAAUUUUGAAUUUGGUUUUAACCAGUUUUAGUUCUGCAGGGUCCGUGUGCUGUUACUCAACACCAUGUAUGUGUUUGACUCAAACAUUAAACUGAGAUUGCAAAAAUGUC
Messenger RNA from Brienomyrus brachyistius, 3324 nucleotides. RefSeq names its product nucleoporin 50 (gene nup50). Lineage: Eukaryota; Metazoa; Chordata; Actinopteri; Osteoglossiformes; Mormyridae. The transcript has 8 exons. Gene Ontology annotation, biological process: protein import into nucleus. Gene Ontology annotation, cellular component: nuclear pore. The coding region runs from base 239 to 1636 and encodes 465 amino acids. The record is from RefSeq and is a predicted model, not a curated record.